Messenger RNA from Aspergillus terreus NIH2624, 1377 nucleotides. RefSeq lists its product as uncharacterized. NCBI's taxonomy places the organism in Eukaryota, Fungi, Ascomycota, Eurotiomycetes, Eurotiales, Aspergillaceae. The coding region runs from base 1 to 1377 and encodes 458 amino acids. The transcript has a single exon. The record is from RefSeq and is a predicted model, not a curated record.
AUGACCGAAACUUUUGCAGAGGCCCAGGAGUUCCAGCGUAUUGCCGAGCGGCUCUAUCCAACAUUGUCUGCCGACGAGGCCUAUCUCGCACUUCAGCGCCGCGUCCUGGAACAUAUGCUAGAUGGCAGUCUUGAGGUCGCUAAAAUAGGGGCUCUUUUCCGGGGCAACGCUGGAGCGGCGGCCGCUAUUGAAUUGGGCCAAUAUGGCAAGGAGGAAAUCAAGAGCCUUGUGGGUUCUAUCAAGGCUUCCUCGGCCGCCUCUCAGCCUCGAGUCGACAAUCUCACUGUAGAGGCCGGUUCUAUCCCAGCUCAGCGGACCACACGAAUAGUCGAGGACUUGGCAUCGCCUCUGCCUGGUCCUUCACAGUCGGUGGCCCAGGGCGCCGAAACAGCGGCUACAGGAGCUGGCCUUCGGGGUGACCAUGCGCAGGGUGUCCCAGCGGGCUUGUCAGACAAUGCUUCGCCGGGAGGCGAUGCUAGCGCUGUCCCUGGAAGGUCGCUUCUCGAAAGCAUUGACUAUCUGGCAUGCUGGAACACGGUACUGAGAUCAAUUCAAGUUGCCCAGGGAUACCAGGCAAUCAAAGCACUCAAUGUGAUCGCCGAACAUCUCGGCGAUAGCAACUGCAUUGCUGUAUCGGGUGCCGGUGGUCCUGACGGUUUCGCGCGGCCUGUCUAUGACUUCAUCAACAAGAAGAUCAAUGAGAUAGACCCGGAAGAGCGGAAGAAUCACCGUUUCUUCGUCUACCACGAUUCCACGAACUGGCAUCCAGCGUUCGACCGACUGACGCGGGAGAACCCUCUGCCGCCAGAAUUCGUCAACAUCCCCAGCGACAACCUCGACCAUAUGUGUCUGUUCAUGCGCGAAGUCAGACAGCAGCUGGUGGCUAGGGAUCCGCAGCGUGGCGAGGCUAUGGUUUUUCACCUGCUCAUUCCAUCGUGGGCCAAGCUCUGUGUCAAGGAGCCGCUGCACUUUCCAGAAGACCUCUACCCUCUGCACAUCGAGGGUGUGACGCACGGUGGCAAGGCACAGGUCGAGUUCAACCUCCCCGCAGCGCCUCGUGGGCUCUUACACGGCAUUGCAAAUGUCCUCGAUCCAAACGGCUGGAAUUCGAUAGCAGCAGGCACUAGUUUAGCUGUCACGAUACCAACGGUUUGCUGGGGAGUAAAUGGUGCCUGUCUGGCUGCGGGUAUCGGUGUGGCUUCUUUGACAGGGUUCGGCGCGCUCGUUGCCAUUCCCAUAUGGGCUGGAUCUGGGGUGUGGGCGAUGGAUAAGACAACUCCAGCUAUUGGGAACGCGAUCCAUGAAUCCUUACGUGAAGAAGCACCGAGGGUGCUAGGCUCUAACCAGCGAUUGGAACAGAAGAAGAUGUUUCGAUAG